CUAACGGUCGAGUAGCAUCAAACGAUCAGAUUAACCUCGCUGGCUCGUCUUUGAGGAUUAAGACGCAGAUUACGACCAGCUCCUAGAAUGAUGAGGGCUACAUUGUUGUUGCUGGUAGCCUGUUGUCUUGUAGACAGAGGUAGCACUAAGGGAAACAUUCACUCAACCAAAGGAAAAUCUGGACCGUUGUGUGGCAACAAACGUCAUUGUCUGAGUGACGUCAGAUGCAGCCGAGACCGACAGCAUUGCGUCUGCCCCGCCCCCCUGUGGGGAAAUGGAAAACUAGGAUGCGUUAAAGAAGGGGAUGGCGUGAUCUACCUGGAGGCCGAUCCGAAGAUCAGGAACCUGAGAAACGAAACGUUUUCUCUGAUGACGCCAUGCAGGUACCGCAUCCUUCACUACAAGACACCAGACAACAAGAUGCUGGAGGUAUACGCCGACAACGCCCUCUACAAGGGCGGGAAAUAUUACGUCAACAAGGCGGAGGUUCGGUUCCACGUGGAGUCAGACACGCAUAACAACUUGGCACUUUUGAUUGAGGGCAAGGCUGAGAAGGGAGUUUACAAAUUCAGGGUAAAGAGAAAACAGGAUGAAGACUCCCAUUGGUCAUAUCCAGCCACCGAAACUUUCACUAUAGGGGACUUAACGAUCAUCGUCAGCUUCGACGAUAUAAAUAACUUCGUCCUCGUCAAUGCUGACAACGGUUUUGGUUUCCGGUUGAAGUUCCGACCAGCCGAGGGUGACCGAGAAUUUCAGUCACAGAUUCCGGGCAUGGUUCUCCAUAUAGACUCGUCUAUGAUGGACCAGAUUGACAUAAAAGACGGUGAACUGUCUGCAGAGCCGUCUGGCGAAAGCGUUAGAGCGGAGGCCUCGCAGAGAAAGUUGGACAUGCAAGACUGGGUUCUGUUCCUGACCAUGACGAACGUCGAAAAGAUAGACUCUGACUCUGAAGUCUGUGACUCCGUGUACAACGAUUUUAAAAAUGUGUGUAAAGACGAAAAAGAGCAGAUAAAGGCGAUUCGCCAGUGCAGCUCCAUCUACAACGAUCAAAAAUUCCUAAAAUGCGUAGUGGAGAAUAAAAUGACCGACGACUUCCUGGCAGAGCUGUACCUACAUUGCCAGAGGGGCGUGUGCGGCUUUGACCUACACGAAUGUCAGCUGACUAAGCAGAAGAUCCUAGAGAAAACCAACUGCAAUCUGCCCAGACGACUUCACGAACUUGACUGCUCUCAGCUUAAAGGACCUAUCCCGGCAGAGAGCCCUUAACACAAAAAAAAAAGAACUCCGCGUCGCAGCCUACCUUAGAAAUCACCCUAUUCCAGUUCAAUCACAAUAAUUCUUUCUAAGAGGAAGAUUACUUUUUGAAAUAAACUUAACAAAAUUUGGUUUUAGGAAAAAGCUAUGGUGAAUUAUAUUUUCCGAGAAAUUAAGUUAUCGAAAAACCUGGAGUUGGUAAGAGAAAUAAUUUUGGAAAUGAUACAAAUUUUCAUCAAUAAAAAAUACACGAAAAACAUGAACACAUGUACUGUCAAAAUAAUCUAAUACAGUAUGAGUUGAAUAACU
Physella acuta is the source of this 1563-nucleotide messenger RNA. RefSeq lists its product as uncharacterized. The record is from RefSeq and is a predicted model, not a curated record. NCBI's taxonomy places the organism in Eukaryota, Metazoa, Mollusca, Gastropoda, Physidae.